Drosophila persimilis is the source of this 1373-nucleotide messenger RNA. RefSeq lists its product as uncharacterized. The record is from RefSeq and is a predicted model, not a curated record. The coding region runs from base 16 to 1260 and encodes 414 amino acids. NCBI's taxonomy places the organism in Eukaryota, Metazoa, Arthropoda, Insecta, Diptera, Drosophilidae. The transcript has 3 exons.
CCCAAGACACCCACCAUGAAAUACUUUGCUAUCUGCGCUCUGCUCAUUCUCCCGCUGGUCAGCGGCAGCGUCGUGCCCCAGACCAGGAACUUCGUGUACGAGAUAAACCGUCUGCCCACCCCAUCUGAUCUGAAAGCCAUUGCCGAGCAGGUUCAGGCCGUGAUGCAGAACUUGGCCCGGGAUAGUGCUGAAUUGAUUCCGGACAUGUCCAUGCUCAGCGAUGCUGAUGACACCCCCAAGCGGACUUACUUUGGUCAGAAGAGGGCCCCAAUAGCCAAGUUUCUUGGAGAAGUUGGCAGUGCCGAUGCCGAUCUCAUUCCCGACAUUUCUGUGGCCUCCGAUGCCGAUGACACCCCCAAGAUGGCCAUCGCUGGCUUGAAGACUCUUCUCAAGUUCGCCAAGGUUUCCGGAGCCGAGGCUGUGGCGCCCCAGGCUGAUGCUGAUUUGAUCCCAGACAUCUCCGUGGCCUCCGAUGCCGAUGACACCCCCAAGAUGGCCAUCGCUGGCUUGAAGACUCUUCCCAAGCUCGCCAAGGUCUCCGGAGCCGAGGCGGUGGAGCCCCAGGCCGAUGCUGAUUUGAUCCCAGACAUCUCCCUGGCCUCCGAUGCCGAUGACACCCCCAAGAAGGCCAUCGCUGGCUUGAAGACUCUUCCCAAGGUCGCCAAGGUCUCCGGAGCCGAUGCGGUGGAGCCCCAGGCCGAUGCUGAUCUGAUCCCAGAUAUUUCCGUGGCCUCCGAUGCCGAUGACACCCCCAAGAAGGCAAUCGCUGGCUUGAAGACUCUUCUCAAGUUCGCCAAGGUUUCCGGAGCCGAGACUGUGGAGCCCCAGGCUGAUGCUGCUUUGAUCCCAGACAUCUCCGUGGCCUCCGAUGCCGAUGACACCCCCAAGAAGGUCAUCGCUGGCUUGAAGACUCUUCCCAAGGUCGCCAUGGUUUCCGGAGCCGAGGCGGUGCAGCCCCAGGCCGAUGCUGAUUUGAUCCCAGAUAUUUCCGUGGCCUCCGAUGCCGAUGUCACCCCCAAGAAGGCCAUCGCUGGCUUGAAGAAUCCUCGACAGGUUCCAGAUAUGUCUGUUGCCUCUGAUGCUAUUGAGACUCCCGAGAAGAAUUCGCUGAAGACACCUGUCCAGGUCCCCGAGAUUAAGGCUGACAGUCCUGAUGUGGACCUCAUCCCCGACAUCUCCGUGGCCAGCGAUGCUGACUUCAAUCCCAAGGCCUCCCUUGCCGCCCUCCUGGCCGAGCGUCUCCAGAAGAAGCUCCACUAACUGACAUCAGAUUCUGGUCAAAACCCAAAAUAUUAAUCAAUAUCUCUCUGGUUGUGUGUAUUUGUGUUCUUAAGUUUUUAUGAUUGCCAUUAAUCAAUUUGAGCAGCACUGGA